GACAAUUGCUCUGGGGAAAAUGUCGACACAUGGGACUCGUCAUAACCAGGGAUAUCAUUUUGCCAUGUCACUACCAAUUGGCCAUCUUGAACUUUGACAGUCUCCACGGCAACGUCAUCGGGUAUAUCAGUCAUGCGAAACUCUCGUUGUUUUGUCGACUGGUCGACACACUUGGGACAGGUACAGGCAUCCCGUAAUCGAAUGCUAUGGAUAUAAACCAGUUGUUGGUUUGCGGUCGUAAUCAUCACUGUGCCAUUCUCGCCAACUGCGGCAGACUUGACGGAAGGGAUUAUAAAGGACCUCAUGGGUGAUCCUCCGACCAUCCGCACGAGCGGCUUCCCAUUUGUUGUUGAUUCCUUCCCAGGUGCAUACGGGAUCCUCCUCACGAUCGGUCUAGAUGCCUCGGGGGCAGUCUGGGUUUCGGCGGAAUCGCUGUAACCCGCUCGCAGCUGUAGAAUAGACGGGUACACAAUUUGGCCGGCAGUCCGUCGAAGCUGGGAUGAAGCGGCCAGCCUCGCUCGAGCCUGGCGCAGAGGCGCGAGAGCAAAAGACAUGGCGCCAAUCUCUCUGGGGAAUCUAAGCUAUCAAUAAGCGAGGCAAAAGAGCGCCUAAUUGUUGCCACUGGGUCGUCUAUCUGUCUGCCAUUCGUCCUUGUUGUUGUUGUUGUUGUUGUUGUUGUUGUUGUUGUUGUUGUUGUUGUUGUUGUUGUUGUCGUUCUUGCGAGCCGCCAUAGGGGAAAAAUCGCCCGGCAGUAUCGAAUCACGUGAUUCGGAGGAUUUCUGGAUAUUUAUUUCCUUUGCGAUGAAUUCAAUCCUUGUUGUUCUUGGUGUUUCCAAAUCCAUCCUUCAGCGGUUUAAUAGUUAUAUCUUGUUUAAGAGAGCAAUUCCACCCAUGUUCUCUUUGGAAAUCUCCAGUUAACCUUUCGAAUCUCUUCGGUCACUACCGAAAAACGGGAGAGACCUCUGCUCUACUCUUGUCUGUGUAUGUCGGCUGGGGGAGAACAUCUCAAUGAGGAAGGCAACAGAAUACAGGUAGUUGCUGCAGGCGCAGCUGCUGGCCUGGUCUCGAGAUUCUGCAUCGCACCCCUCGAUGUCGUCAAGAUCCGCCUGCAGCUCCAAAUUCAUUCACUAUCCGACCCCCUCUCCCACCGCGACAUCAAAGGCCCUGUAUACAAAGGGACACUCUCAACCCUCAAGUCUAUAUUCCGCGAUGAAGGCAUAACAGGCCUCUGGAAAGGCAACAUACCCGCUGAACUCCUCUACGUCUGCUAUGGCGGCAUCCAAUUUUCCAGCUACCGCGCCGUCUCUAGCGCCCUCCGCGCCCUCCCCCCUCUCCCUCUCCUCCCACACCCCAUCCCCCAGCCCGCCGAAUCAUUCAUCUCCGGCGCCGUCGCCGGCGGCCUUGCCACCGCCUCCACAUAUCCCCUCGACCUCCUCCGCACCCGCUUCGCCGCCCAGGGCAACGACAAGAUCUAUGCCUCCCUCCGCGCGUCCGUGCGCGACAUCGCGCGCACAGAGGGCCCGCGCGGCUUCUUCCGCGGCGCCACCGCCGCCAUCGCCCAGAUCAUCCCGUACAUGGGCCUUUUCUUCGCUGCGUACGAGGCCGUGCGCAACCCCAUUGCCGGCUGGGAAUUGCCGUAUGGUACGGGCGAUGCGGGCGCGGGCGUGGUGGCGAGCGUGAUUGCGAAGACGGGGGUGUUUCCGUUGGAUCUCGUGAGGAAGCGGUUGCAGGUGCAGGGCCCGACGAGGGCGAGGUAUAUUCACACCAAUAUCCCCGUGUAUGAGGGGGUGUUGAGGACUAUAAGGGAUAUUUUGGCGGCGCAGGGGGUUAGGGGGUUGUAUAGGGGGUUGACGGUUAGUUUGAUCAAGGCUGCGCCGGCGAGUGCUGUGACGAUGUGGACGUAUGAGCAUGUUUUGGGGUUGUUGAAGGAGAUGAAUCGUGGUGAUCAUGGUGAUGGUGGUGGGGAAUAGUGGUGCGGAGUGGAUUAUAAGCUGUUUUUACGUUGGUCUGAAAUUUUGGUAAGGGUAUGAGCCGCUUUUUUGGUUGUAUUAUAAGGGCACCUGCCCAUCAGGGGAGUUCUGGUGUUUCUCUAUGCUCAAAUGGGAAUGGAGCCAGGAUAAAUCCUUACAAGAUAUUGAGCACAUGCUUGGCUAGUUAGGAUACAUAUAUACUUGAGCAACACUGCUCCUUACACUUAUCUAUACAUUUCCUGGAUACGUUUUCUUUGUAUUGCACUGUACAUAUACGCACCCGGCAUGCCUUCCAACCCAGUAGCUUGUGCUAGGUUUGCUAUAGUAUGUACCUCCUACGGACGGCAAAACUAUCUCCAUUGUGAGCUAUACUUUCGUCAAGUGGUAUACCUCCC
Molecule: messenger RNA, 2365 nt
Organism: Blastomyces gilchristii SLH14081
Lineage: Eukaryota; Fungi; Ascomycota; Eurotiomycetes; Onygenales; Ajellomycetaceae
Product: mitochondrial thiamine pyrophosphate carrier 1
Exons: 4
Coding region: 984-1970 (328 amino acids)
Biological process (GO): thiamine pyrophosphate transmembrane transport
Cellular component (GO): mitochondrial inner membrane
Molecular function (GO): thiamine transmembrane transporter activity
Source: RefSeq, a predicted model, not a curated record